CUAUUCCCUACCGUUCCUCCGAGGCCCAACUUCUCCUUCUCCCAAUUCUAUAGACAGUCCCUUACUUCCCUUUCCCUUCUUCUUAUUCAUCAAUAAGUAUUUGGUUGGAACAACUGAGUAGUUAUUUUCUUCCUUGUCCUCCUACCGUCAGGACAAUAUCUUACUAUCUUUGCACAAGUUGACUCAAAUCACUUCUUCUGGAAGCAAUCGUUUCCAAUUCCAGCCAGUGUCUGAUAGUUCGGAUCAUGAGUUGCUGAAAGACCACCGGCUUUUGGAGCACCUGGAGCCGCACCACCAGCAGCUGGUUUCGCACCUUCUUUCUUGUCGAAACAAUCGUUUCCAAUUCCAGCAAGUGUUUGGUAGUUGAGAUCGACCUCCCGGUUUUGGAGCACCGGCAGCAGGGGAAGCUCCACCAGCAGCAUCAGGAGCUUUUCCUUUCUCUUGGAAUACGUUUCCAUCAACUCCAGCAAGAGUUUGAUAAUUUGGAUCGUGUGUUCCUGCGACAGCCGCGAAAAUAUUUGCAUAUUAUUUGGCUGA
This is a messenger RNA of Caenorhabditis elegans, 537 nucleotides long. The record is from the annotation of a RefSeq genome assembly. Lineage: Eukaryota; Metazoa; Nematoda; Chromadorea; Rhabditida; Rhabditidae.